GCCCUCUUUGUUUUUCCCCCGAAGGUCCAAUUAGCCUAUCGGGUUCUCAAGCCCAAAUCCCUAUCUCUCUCUCUCUCUGAUUCUUCGAUCGGAUCCGAUCCGCCGUCUCCGCCGUGCCGGAGAUUCUCCUUUCACCUCCGGUUACCUUCUGGGAUCUAAUUUUCCUCCGUCGGCUUUCUUCUCGCAGCCCAUGUUCGAUCCGAGUCUCAGAGGAGUUAAGAUCAAGAAGACGUCUGACGAGAUGGAAACAGCUAUUGAGGUCUACAAUCAUGAUGAGAUGGUAACCCCAGAAACACAACCGAGCAAGCGUCGGAAAAAGAAGUCAAUGGUGUGGGAGCACUUCACUAUUGAGACAGUAAGUCCUGGAUGCAGAAGGGCAUGUUGCAAUGGAUGUAAACAGAGCUUUGCUUACAGCAAUGGUUCGAAAGUUGCGGGUACCAGCCAUCUCAAGCGACACAUUGCCAAGGGGACGUGCCCUGCGCUUUUACAUCCCCUCGAGAAUAACCAGCUUACGCCAUACACCCCCAAGAGCGAUACACCGAGAAGGCGGUACCGAACCUCCGGCUCUACCUAUGUUCUGUUUGAUCAGGACCGUUAUCGCCGUGAAAUCGCCAAGAUGAUCAUUAUGCAUGAUUACCCCCUUCACAUGGUUGAACAUCCAGGGUUCAUCUCCUUUGUCCAGAGUCUUCAGCCUCGCUCUGAGAUGGUGAGUUUCAACACUGUUCAAGGAGAUUGUGUCGCAACUUAUCUUGCGGAAAAGCAGAAUGUCAUGAAAUAUCUCGAGGGCGUUCCUGGGCGGUUUGGCCUUACCUUGGACUUCUGGACUUCGAAGCAAACUCUAUCGUACGUGUUUAUAACUGGUCACUUCAUUGACAGUGAUUGGAACUUGCAGAAAAAGCUUCUCAAUGUCGUGAUGGAACCGUAUCCGGAUUCCGACUCUGCUUUGAGUCUUGCUGUUUCUUCUUGCCUUGCUGAUUGGGGUCUUGAGGGAAAGCUGUUUUGUGUUACCUUAAACUAUCCUGUUAGUAAAGUCGCCCUCGAGAAUCUCAGACCUCUACUCUGCAUCAAGAAUACGAAUAUUCUCGACGGUCAGUUGUUAAUCGGGAAUUGUGUUGCCCGUACAUUUAGCAGCCUUGCAAAAGAUGUGAUUGUUCAAGGAAAAGACGUGAUCAAGAAGAUCCGCGAUAGUGUGAAGUAUGUGAAAACUUCAGAAUCGCGUGAGGAGAAGUUCCUUGAACUUAAGCAACACCUCCAAGUUCCUACCGAGUUGAUACUUUCCCUCGAUGAUCAAACUCAAUGGAACACGACAUAUCUGAUGCUCGUGGCUGCUUCAGAGUUAAAGGAGGUGUUCUCGUGCUUAGACACCGCUGAUCCUGACUACAAACAAGUUCCAUCAGCUGAAGACUGGAGGCAGGCCGAGACCCUUUGCACGUUCUUGAAGCCUCUUUAUGAUGCGGUAUACGUUCUUCAAUCUACUGACAACCCAACUUCGGUUACGUUCUUCCACGAAAUCUGGAAGACGCAGGCAGAUCUCUCCCGUGUGAUUGCGGGUGAAGAUCCUUACAUGGGUGGCCUUGCUAAAACCAUGAAAGAGAAGAUCGACAAGUACUGGAGAGAUUGUAGCUUGGUUUUGGCCAUGGCUGUGGUCAUGGAUCCUCGGUUCAAGAUGAAGCUCGUGGAGUUCAGUUUCUCGAAAAUAUUCGGGGAAGACGCCCCGAAGAAUAUCAAAACCGUGGAUGAUGGGAUUCAUGAGCUCUUUAACGAGUACAUCGCUCUUCCUUUGCCACUCACCCCGACUUACGCCGAAGGCGGUGGGGGAGACCCGAAACCGGAUGGAUUGAUAGACUUUGACAUGUACAUUAUGGAGACGACUGGACAGAAUCUGAAGUCGGAGUUAGACCAAUACCUGGAUGAGACGCUGUUACCGCGUGUUCAGGAGUUCGAUGUGUUGGACUGGUGGAAACAGAACAAGCUUAAAUACCCGACGCUUUCGAAGAUGGCCCGAGAUAUACUAUCAAUUCCCGUGUCGGCUGCAGCUUUAGGCUAUGUAUUCGACAUGGAACCGAGAGAGAUGGACGAUUACAAGACGUCGCUGAGGCCAGAGACGGUUGAAGCUCUGAUUUGUGCCAAGGAAUGGAUUCAGAGUGAGGCUUUUGCUGCUCAAUCCGCAAAUGAUAGUUCCUUAUGACUGAAAACUGUUUAUUCUCUAAUUUUGUGCCUUUGGUCUGGAACCAAAAACUCAGUGUGAAUUUGCAUUAGGAUUCCCCUCUUUUUUAGAUUUUUACCGUAACGAACUUUUACCCUCUGUGGCCGUGUAACUUAUUUCCGUUCUGAUAUGAGA
Molecule: messenger RNA, 2341 nt
Organism: Tarenaya hassleriana
Lineage: Eukaryota; Viridiplantae; Streptophyta; Magnoliopsida; Brassicales; Cleomaceae
Product: zinc finger BED domain-containing protein DAYSLEEPER-like
Exons: 3
Coding region: 191-2188 (665 amino acids)
Molecular function (GO): DNA binding; protein dimerization activity
Source: RefSeq, a predicted model, not a curated record